AUGCUCUCUUCCAACAAUUUAUUCAGAGCUGCCAAGGCUUUUGCCCCUGCUAUUAGAACUCACGUUCCUGCCCGUACCUACGCUCAAGCUGGUACCAACUGGGCUGCCCAAAAGGUUGCCAUGUCCAACCUUGAACAAGACAAGUUCAUCAACUACCAAAGAAUUGAAGAUAACCUUCAAAUCGUCCGUAAGAGAUUGAACCGUCCUUUGACUCUCUCUGAAAAGGUCGUCUAUGGUCACUUGGAUGAUGCUGAAAACCAAGAUAUCGUUCGUGGCCAAUCUUACCUCAAGCUUCGUCCUGACCGUGUUGCUUGUCAAGAUGCUACUGCUCAAAUGGCUCUUUUGCAAUUCAUGUCUGCCGGUCUUCCUAACGUUGCCGUUCCCUCCACUGUUCACUGUGAUCACUUGAUUGAAGCUCAAGUUGGUGGUCCCAAGGAUUUGGCUCGUGCCAUUGACAUCAACAAGGAAGUCUAUGACUUCUUGGCCACUGCCACUGCCAAGUACGGUCUUGGUUUCUGGAAGCCAGGAUCUGGUAUUAUUCACCAAAUUAUCCUUGAAAACUACGCUUUCCCUGGUGGUCUUAUGAUCGGUACUGACUCUCACACUCCUAACGCUGGUGGUCUCGGUAUGGUUGCCAUUGGUGUCGGUGGUGCUGAUGCUGUCGAUGUUAUGGCUGACAUUCCUUGGGAACUCAAGUGCCCCAAGGUCAUUGGUGUCAAGCUUAACGGUAAGCUUAACGGCUGGACCUCUCCUAAGGAUAUCAUCCUCAAGGUCGCUGGUAUCUUGACUGUCAAGGGUGGUACCGGUGCCAUUGUUGAAUACUUUGGUGAAGGUGUCAACUCUUUCUCUUGUACUGGUAUGGCUACUAUCUGUAACAUGGGUGCUGAAAUUGGUGCCACUACUUCCAUGUUCCCCUUCAACGAACGUAUGGCUGACUACCUCCGUGCCACUAACCGUAGUGCCAUUGCUGACUAUGCCAAGUCCUUCUCUCACAACCUUCGUGCUGAUGAAAAUGCUCAAUAUGAUGAAGUCAUCGAAAUCAACCUCGACACUCUCGAACCCCACAUCAACGGUCCUUUCACUCCCGAUUUGGCCACUCCUCUCUCCAAGUUCAAGGAAACCGCCAUCAAGAACGAUUGGCCCCAAGAACUCAAGGUCGGUUUGAUCGGUUCUUGUACCAAUUCUUCUUACGAAGACAUGACCCGUUCUGCUUCUCUCAUCAAGCAAGCUAACGAACACGGUAUCCAAUUAAAGUCCAAGUACACUGUCACUCCUGGUUCUGAACAAAUCCGUGCCACCAUCGAACGUGAUGGUAUCAUGGACACCUUUACCAACGCUGGUGGUGUUGUUUUAGCUAACGCUUGUGGUCCUUGUAUCGGUCAAUGGGAUCGUCAAGACAUCAAGAAGGGUGACAAGAACUCUAUCAUCACUUCUUACAACCGUAACUUCACUGGUCGUAACGAUGCCAACCCUGAAACACACGCUUUCGUUGCCUCUCCUGAAAUCGUCACUGCCUUGUCCAUUGCCGGUGACAUGCACUUCAACCCCAUGACUGAUUCUCUUAUUGGUGCUGACGGUAAGCCCUUCAAGCUUAACCCUCCUGCUGGUGAUGCUCUUCCUUCUCGUGGUUACGAUGCUGGUGAAAACACCUACCAAGAACCUCCUGCUAACCGUGCCAGCGUCCAAGUUGCCGUUGACCCCAAGUCUAACCGUCUUCAACUCUUGGAACCUUUCUCCAAGUGGGAUGGUAAGGACAUUGAAAACGUCCCUAUCCUUAUCAAGGCUAAGGGUAAGUGUACCACUGAUCACAUCUCUAUGGCUGGUCCCUGGCUCAAGUACCGUGGUCACUUGGAUAACAUCUCCAACAACUUCUUGAUUGGUAAGUCUAGUGUAUACGAAGGUAAGGUCAACAACAUCAAGAACGUCUUCACUGGUGAAUAUGCUGGUGUCCCUGAUGUUGCCCGUGACUACAAGGCCAGAGGUAUCAAGUGGGUUGUUUUCGGUGACGAAAACUACGGUGAAGGUUCUUCUCGUGAACACGCUGCUUUGGAACCCCGUUUCCUUAACGGUGCUGCCGUCAUCGUCAAGUCCUUUGCUCGUAUCCACGAAACCAACUUGAAGAAGCAAGGUAUGCUUCCUUUGACUUUCGCCAACCCUGCCGACUACGAUCUUGUUGAUGCUGAUGACAAGGUCUCUAUCCUUGGUUUGACCGACUUCCAACCUGGUAAACCUUUGACUGUUCGUCUCCAAAAGAAGGAUGGUUCCGUCAAGGACAUCACUGCCAACCACACAUUCAACGAAGGUCAAAUUCAAUGGUUCAAAUACGGCGUAAGGAUCUUUAAAUAUAUAUCUUUAAGCACUUUACUAACUUAUCAUUUCUCUUUUAUAGUCUGCUCUCAACUUGAUGAAGGAAAAUGCCAAGAACUAAAUCUUUCCAUUCCAUACUUAAAAAAUGUAAUUAAUAAAAACAGCUGUAUAGAAAAAAAGGGGGUUGUUAAAAGUAUAAUACAGUUAGUUUAUUGUGAGGUUUUAAGUUGUCUAAAAGUUUAUCGUCUAUUUCCACCCUUCUUGCGCUUGCUUGCUUCUAGGUUAGGUGCUGACACCUUGACUUUACUCAUCAUGGCAUUAAUGCCUUCCAUUUCUGGCACACCCUUGAUCAAUUCUUUUUCACGAGGUGCAGCAUCAUUUAAGUUGAAAAAGACAGAUUGA
Gilbertella persicaria is the source of this 2709-nucleotide messenger RNA. Its product is annotated as aconitate hydratase. Gene Ontology annotation, cellular component: mitochondrion; cytosol. The transcript has 4 exons. Gene Ontology annotation, molecular function: 4 iron, 4 sulfur cluster binding; aconitate hydratase activity. The coding region runs from base 1 to 2709 and encodes 902 amino acids. The record is from RefSeq and is a predicted model, not a curated record. NCBI's taxonomy places the organism in Eukaryota, Fungi, Mucoromycota, Mucoromycetes, Mucorales, Choanephoraceae. Gene Ontology annotation, biological process: tricarboxylic acid cycle.